Molecule: messenger RNA, 6963 nt
Organism: Bursaphelenchus okinawaensis
Lineage: Eukaryota; Metazoa; Nematoda; Chromadorea; Rhabditida; Aphelenchoididae
Source: the annotation of a GenBank genome assembly
AUGACAAAUCGCAAAGACCAGUUGACGUUGCCCACAACCGGGAGUAGCGAGCAGCCAUUGAACACGAAUAAUGUCACAGAGAAGAAGAUCACAUUCGAAACGCCGCCGGCUGAAACCGAGCAAUGCCUGGGGUCGCGGGUCACCUUCAGCGAAGAGUCCGUAGCCAUCGAGAACAUGGGCUCCAAGAUGGGCAAGUUCUCGAGCUCGCGCGAAAUCGCCGAACUCACCGAAGAGACGGUGGAUCAGGACGACCGGGAAGGUUGGGACAACAAGAUGCAGUUCAUGAUGGGUGUCAUCUCGUACGCGGUGGGGCUGGGGAAUGUAUGGCGAUUCCCGUAUUUAUGUCAGAAGAAUGGCGGAGGUGGGUUGUUUUUUUUGCUGUUUCUUAUCAGUUUAGGCUUAAAAAAUAAGUUUUUGGAAGUUUAGGCUUAAGAAAAGAUUUUUCAAAAAUUAAGGUUAAAAAAUAAUUUUUUGGAGCUUAGGUUUACAAAAAAAACAUUUGAAAUGUGUAGGCUGAUAAAAAGGUAUUUACAACAGUUAGGCUUAAGAAAAAAGUUAUUCUAGUUUUAGGCUUAGACAAGUUUGGUCUUGAAGCAUAGGCUUAAAAAAGUUUUUUUUUCAAUAUUUAGGCUUAAAAAAUAAUUGUUUAUGAGAUUUAGGCUUAAAAAAAGGCUUUUACAAAUGUUAGGCUUAAGAAAAGCUUAUUUCAAGGAUAGGCUUAUAAAAAACUUGAAGUUUAGGCUUAAAAAAUAAUUUCUUGAGGCUUAAAUUAAAAAAAUUUUUUUCUCCAAAUACUAGGUUUAGUAUUACAUUUUGGCUUCUUUGGGCUUGAAAAGACCUUACUUUUAUACGACUUUUGGUUACUUGCAGACUGCGGGUGACAAGUUAUACGAUGAGUAGAUACAAAUGAUGAUUGUUUUGUUUUGUAAAGAAACUUCUUGCCAUUUUUUGUUUGUAAAGAAAGUUUUUGUAUUUUUCAGCUUGUAAAGAAAGUUUUUUUCAUUUUUUGAUCUAUAAAGAAAGUUACGGCCAUUUUUCACUUUGUAAAGAAAGUUCUUGCCAUUUUUUAUCAAAAUGCCAUCUUUCAGGUGCCUUCCUAAUUCCGUACGUGAUAAUGAUGGUCCUGGAAGGCAUGCCCCUCUUCCUGAUAGAGCUGGGCAUUGGUCAGCGGUUGCGAACGGGUCCGGUGGGUGUGUGGAACGCCAUCCAUCCCUAUUUGGGCGGGGUGGGAGUGUCGGCGGCGGUGGUCUCGUACCUGGUCGGCCUCUACUACAAUGUCAUUCUGACAUGGUGUAUAUACUACUUGUACCAGUCGUUCUCGCUGGAACUGCCUUGGACGGUGAGUGCUUUUGAUUACUGUAGAUGUUGAGUUGAAAAUGGGGUUACUGUAGGUUUGUUUUUGGGUAUUGUGGUACGGUAGGGUAGGGACAGAAAAAAGGGGGAUAGGCAGGUACUGUAGUGAGUCUUAGUUUAAUAUAUGAGUUACUAUAGCAUAGGACUGGGUACAGUAGGGUAGGGUAGGGUAAAUAAAGCCUGAUUCAAAUAAAAUACGGUAUUCUUGAACUUAAGGUUACGGUAGGGCUACCAUUUUUAUCUUUGGAUUACUGUAACAUCAAUGCUUUUUCAGCAUUGUCCAAAGUACGAAAAUGGCACGGAAUACGAAGAAUGUGCCAGGUCCACGACGCCCACGAAUUACUUCUGGAAUCGUCAAGCCAUCAACACUUCAGAGUAAGUUUAAAUUGAAAUUUAAAAUUUUUUUAAAUUUUAAAGAGCCAAUGUUUUUUUAUUUAAAAAUUUUUGCUUCGAUAAACAUACUUCACCGUAUUUUACAAAAAAAAUCUAACUGUUAUAAAAAUCCAAGCAAAAAAUUGAAAUUUCAAUAAUGAAAGUCAAGUGGAAGAUUUUCAGUGCAAAAUACAUUACAAAUCUUCCACCCAAAUUUCACUUUUAAAAAGUGUCAAGAAUGUGUUUUUAAGUCAUUUUAAGACAUUUUGAAAAUGUAAGUUCGGUGGAAGAUUUUCAGUGCAAAAUACAUUACAAAUCUUCCACUCGACUUCCACUUUUUUAUCCUUCACAUUUUAGCUGUUUCUAAACAUUUUAGGCUUAUCUAACCUUCAAAACCAAUAAAAAAAGCUAAAAAUAGUUAAAACCUCUAAUUAUCACCUAAAAUUUCAGUGGAAUCGGCGAAUUCGGCGGCUUCACCAUGCACAUUACAGUAUGCCUCGUACUCGCGUGGACGUUGAUCUACCUGUGCGUAAUGAAGGGUAUCAAAAGUAGUGGCAAAGUGAUGUAUCUGACUGCUACAUUCCCCUACGCCGUCACCACCAUCUUUCUAUUUCGUUCACUUAUGCUGGAAGGAGCUUUGGAUGGGCUGGUUUAUAUGUUCACUCCUGAUGUAAGUUAUCAUUUUGACUAUGACCCGCUCGUAUUUUACAAAAAAUGCUUUUUUGAAGCUUAUCAUACCAUAUAAGGUUAAAAAACGCUUAUUUUUGAUAGUAAAAUCAAGUUUUACAUGAUUAAGGUAGGGAUAGAAAAGUGGAAGAUUGGUGGAAGAUUUUCAGUGCAAAAUACAUUGAAAAUCUUCCACUUAACUUUCACUUUUAAAAAGUGUUAAAAAUGCAUUUUUAGGCAAUUUUAAGCCAUUUUAAUAAAGGAAGUUGGGUGGAAGAUUUUCAGUGCAAAAUACAUUACAAAUCUUCCACUCGACUUCCACUUUUUUAAAAUUGCUUUUUUGGCGUAAAGAACCUAUUUUCUCUUACCCUACCCUUCUUUCCCUCUUACAUACCGCCAUAUUUCAGCUGACCCGCCUGUACGAUCCAGAAGUGUGGCUAGAAGCGGCUACACAGAUCUUCUACAGUAUGGGUCUAGGGUUUGGUGGACUGAUCGCUUUUGGAUCGUAUAAUCCAAUCAAGAAUAAUGUAAAAAAGGACACGUUAUUGUUAUCAGCAGCCAAUUUGGUCACUUCCUUGUACACAGCCUUAGUCAUCUUUUGUGUGUUGGGCUACAUGGGACAUACGAACUACCACAAAUGUAUCGAAAAGUGAGUUUUUGUAGGUUGUAAAGAAAGUUCUUGCAAUUUUUUAUUUUGUUUUUCAAAUUUUUUUGUUAUAUAAAGAAAGUUCUUGCAAUUUUUUGUUUUGUAAAGAGUUUUUGCUGUUUUUUGGUUUGUAAAGAAAGUUCUUGCUAUUUUUGUUUACUUUGAAAGCUCUUUAGUCGAUUUUGAAGCCCGCAGGCUGCACGUGACAAGUUAUACGAUAAAUUAAUUAAAACUUUUUGUUUUGUAAGGAAAAUUCCUGCAAUUCUUGGCUUUGUAAAGAAAGUUCUUACCAUUUUUUGUUUCGUAAAGAAAGUUCUUGCAAUAUUAUUUUUUGUUAAGAAAGUUCUUGCCAUUUUAAACAUGACAUAAGAUUUUUACAACUUGCUUAACCAUUUUUGUUUCAGAGACAUGCUAACCCUAAUGCAAACCUACCCAGGCCGGUUCAGUUCACUGGAAGAACUCAAGGGUAAUAUCACAUUGGAUGAGUACAUCUACCACAUGGAGCACCAUUUUCAUUUGUCCGAAUUCUCGAAGAUGGCGAACCUGACUCAGGCCUGCAACUACAAGCAGAUCAUCAGUCAGGCGGCCGAGGGGACUGGACUAGCGUUCGUGGUGUUCACGGAAGCGAUCCUGCAGUUCCCGUUCCCACCCAUCUGGGCCCUCCUCUUCUUCCUGAUGCUCCUCAUGCUGGGACUGGGCAGUAUGUUCGGCACGCUGGAGGGCGUGAUCACGUCGCUGAACGACAGUCAUCUGAUCAAUGUCAAGAAGCCGGUCAUGACCGGUAUACUGUGUGGCUCGGCGUGCUGUGUCGGGCUGGUGUUCACGACGAGGUCGGGUCAGUACUGGGUGUCGAUGUUUGACCACUUUGCCGGAUCGUACGCUCUGAUGUUGGUGGCGUUCUUUGAGAUCUUCGCCGUGAUCUACGUGUACGGAUUCAGAAGAUUCUGUAGGGAUUUGGAGUUUAUGACUGGAGAGACGAUCGAAGGCUACUGGAUCUUCACGUGGAGAUUCAUAUCGCCUACCAUCAUGGUGGUACUAUUUGUGUGUUCGGUCAUCAAGUCGUUUGCUCAUGUACCACAAUACUCGGCUUAUGACUCGGUUAUGGUAAGUUGAUGUACUGUAUAAUAUUUAGGGUACUGUAGCUUUAGUAAUACAGAAAGGGGGGGGGGUACUGUAUUUGUGGAUUCUGCAGAUGGGUUUUGCAACUUGAAUAAUAUUGAUGGGGAUACUGUAGCUGAUAGUUUGAGUAAUAUAGGUGUGAAUACUGCAGUUAGAGUACUGUAUCUUGGGUAAUAUGAAGAGAGUACUGUAGUGGGGGUACUGUAGUUUAAGUUUUACAGGAGGGGGUACCGUAAUUGGGCACUUUAGCCUGUGUAAUGUAGAUAGGGUUACUUUAGGUUGAGUAAUAUAGAUUGGAGUAUGGUAGUUGAGAUACUGUAGCCAUGGUAGGGUAGGGUAGUAGGGUUGGGUAGGGUAGGGUAGGGUAGGGUAGGGUAGGGUAGGGUAGGGUAGGGUAAAGUAGGGUAGGGUAGGGUAGGGUAGGGUAGGGUAGGGUAGGGUAGCGUAGGGUAGGGUAGGGUAGAGUAGGGUAGGGUACGGUAGAGUACAAUAGAGUACGGUAGGUUACGGUAGGACACGAUAAGCACGGUAGGCUACAGUAAGGUACCGUUGGCUAUCAUAGGGUACGGUAGGAUACUGGAGACUACAGUACCGUAAUUUAGGCCACUUCAUUAACUAAAAACCCAAUUUCAGGCUCAUCAACACAACGUAGAGUAUCCAAAAUGGGCUCUGUUCAUAGCUUUUGGUAUGGUCGCGUUCGCCAUUGCUCCAGUACCAUUAGUACUAUUCGUGAGACACUUUAAGAUUGUCAAGAUGGAAGGUGACAUUCCAGUUGUAAGUCGUUGUUGGUUGCCGAGUUUUCUAAAACAAUAUCGUGUACUUGGUGUAGUUUGCCAUUUCAUAAGCUUAAGGGGCUGUUUUUCUGGAAUAUAAGCCUAAAAUGGCUUUUUAAGCUACUUAAGCCUAAAUUAGCAUUUUGGUGCUUGUCUAAGCCUAAAAUGAAUUUCUUAAUGUUUUUAAGCCUAAAGUUUCAUUUUUUGCUAGGCUAAGCCUAAAAUGAUUUUUAUAAGUUUUUAAGCCUAGACAGGCAUUUUAGGCUUAUAUUCAAACGAAAUAAGCCUAAGAUAGCACAAAGUUGACAGAUUCGUAUUUUACAUUACCUAAAGUGCUAAACUUAAAGCCAACUUACCGUAUCCUUAGUAAAAUGUUGUGAGUAAAACCUAUAAAACUACAGUAUACCUGCUUGACGUUGUGCCUUAACAGUUUCGCCUACUUUUUUCUUGUUCUGUGUUCCUAUUACAACUCUAAAACCGAGGUUUUUUGGUGUUUUGUUGGUCUUGUAAGCUUAGUGCGAGGGGGUGUACGGUACUUGGGAGAACUGUAGACUACCCUAUUUUACAAUACUUCAACUUAUUCUACCAUACAAUACCAUAUUAUACCCUACCCUAUUAUACUACUCUACCCUGCUUUAUCCUGCUCUACCCUACCCUACCCUACCCUACCCUACCCUACCCUACCCUACCCUACCCUACCCUACCCUACCCUACCCUACCCUACCCUACCCUACCCUACUCUACCCUACCCUACCCUACCCUACCCUGCCCUAUCCUACCCUAUCCUACCCUACCCUACCCUACCUUACCCUACCCUACCCUACCCUACCCUACCCUACCCUACCCUGCCCUACCCUACCCUACCCUACCCUACCCUACCCUACCCUACCCUACCCUACCCUACCCUAUCCUACCCUACUCUACCCUACCCUCUACCCUACCCUACUAUUUGAUCUACAAUAUCAUACCUUAUUCAGCCGUGCCCUGCCCUACCGGUCCUGUCUUAACUUACCUUACUUAACCCUAGCAUACCGCCUUAAGAAUAAAUCCCGACUGUAGCCUUCUUUACUCGAUUACAACAGUAAUACUAGUAAAAGUCACAGGACCCCCAAAUUACCACACCCCCGUACUACAAUUUAAAACCUGUUUAUGUUGUUUUUGUGGUAGAGGCUGAGAGAAAUCGAACUAAAAAUGAAAGUUUUUGUCGUUACAGGAUAUGGAUGACCCCUAUUGGAACACAGAAAAGGUUUGUAAAUUGUGUGGCUUAACGUUGACUGGGGGUCAUACUUUUUUUAGAUAAAAAGGGGGGGGAAUCGAUUUUUUGCGCUGAGGGAGGGAGGGGGAGUAAACAAAAAUUAAAAAAAUGAGACUUUAGGCUUAAUUUGAGCCAUACAAAGGCAAAAAAGGGUAAAGAUUGGCCAAAACUAAGGUUUUCUAUAGUCAUUCAUACUGUAAUUAAGGUCAAGCGAAUAAUACUGUAUUUUUGAAGUUUCAAACUUUUAAAAAAUGGUUAAAUUUAAGCUAAAAUACAACUUAAUUUACAAGAAAUGUCAUCCAAAGUUUGAUUUUUUCAGUAGAAAGUUGUUCAAAAAUGCUGAGCUACCCAACCCUGAAAAUUUGCUUUAUAGGUAGCUCAAAAGCUUUUUGAACAACCUGAUAUGUCAUGUAUAAGGUAGAUAUGACUUUUUUAAUAGUUAUGACGUUUUUUUCAAUACCUUUUAAUAAAAAAAAUUUUUUGAAAAACCGUUCUUAGUACCCUGCUACUGUGCCUAACCCACUGCUUACCUAUAUGGUACUAUAACAUCACAAAAUAAAAAUGAUGACAUUAAAAACUUUUAGGCCGCCAAAUGUCUGGGAACAAGUGCCAGUACCACUUACAUGCUACGAAGUCAACAAUCAUUCAACAGAAUGGCCGAGUCCAAUGCCAGUGAGCUACCCAACAUUGGUCGACCAUCGAAUGGCACUGACAAGCCUUAUACGAACGGCAAUCGACUGGCGGUCGAUCCGAAGGCUAAUGGCGCUCCGGCUAAGUAA